Monodelphis domestica (gray short-tailed opossum) is the source of this 4582-nucleotide messenger RNA. Its product is annotated as olfactory receptor OR51C1-like. Gene Ontology annotation, cellular component: plasma membrane. The record is from RefSeq and is a predicted model, not a curated record. Gene Ontology annotation, molecular function: olfactory receptor activity; G protein-coupled receptor activity. Gene Ontology annotation, biological process: G protein-coupled receptor signaling pathway. NCBI's taxonomy places the organism in Eukaryota, Metazoa, Chordata, Mammalia, Didelphimorphia, Didelphidae.
UCUCUUUCCCUGAAGAAGUGGAUCUGGCUGGUGACUUCCUAUGAGCAGGCCUGGGAGCCAGUUAAAUCCUGGAACUUGAGCUGGGAGGAGCCCCCUCAGACAGCUUCCUUGAGAUGGUCACAUGGUAUUUUGGAAGAUCUAUUAAAUGAAUUUGAACUUGGCUGGUGAAGAAUAGAAGCUCUGCUGCAAGAGGAAGCCACCCUCAUUCAGAAUUUUCCUGGAUUAUGCUUAAUUUUAGGAUAAGAAAUUUGCUACCUGCCUGAAUCCAGAAAGUGAACUCUUUGGAGAAGGCACCAUGGAGAUGCCUGCAGAGACCUCACACUGCACAAGAAUGAACUUUGGAUUUGGAAUUUUCAACUUGGAAUUGUGCCUCUUCCAAUCAACAUGCUACCUUUCAUUAACACUACAGCUUCUCUCACCUUCCUUCUCACUGGUGUUCCCGGACUGGAAGCCUUCCACACCUGGAUCUCUAUUCCUUUUUGUUGUCUCUAUGCAACUGCCCUUUCAGGAAAUAGUAUGAUCCUCUUUGUUAUCAUCACUGAACCAAGCCUCCAUGAGCCCAUGUACUAUUUUCUCUCCAUGUUGUCCACCACAGACCUGGGUUUGUCCAUAUCUACUCUGGUCACCAUGCUAGGCAUAUUCUGGUUCAAUGCCAGAGAGAUCAGCUUUAAUGCCUGCCUGGCUCAGAUGUUCUUCAUUCAACUCUUCACUGUCAUGGAGUCCUCGGUACUCUUGGCCAUGGCCUUUGAUCGCUUUGUGGCCAUCUCUAAUCCCCUGCGGUAUGCCACCAUUUUAACAGAAUCCAGAAUUGCUCAGAUUGGAGUGGUGAUUGUCACCCGGGGGACAGUUAUACUUACACCGAUGGUGGUUCUACUUAAACGCCUAUCCUAUUGUAGCAGUCAUGUGCUCCAUCACUCUUACUGCUUCCACCCUGAUGUGAUGAAGCUGUCAUGUACAGAUACCAAAGUUAACAGUGCAGUUGGAUUAGCGGCUUUGAUUAGCACUGCUGGAGUGGAUUCAAUCUUUAUCCUCCUCUCCUAUGUAUUGAUCAUUAAGACUGUCCUCAGCAUUGCCUCUCCAAUGGAGCGGCAAAAGGCUUUUAGCACUUGCAUCUCCCACAUUGGAGCUGUAGCUAUUUUCUAUAUCCCUCUCAUCAGUCUGUCCUUUGUCCACAGAUUUGGGAAGCAAGCUCCUCCCUAUGUGCAUACACUCAUUGCUAAUGCUUACCUGCUCAUACCCCCAGUGAUGAAUCCAAUCAUCUAUAGUGUGAAGACCAAGCAAAUCCGCAAAGCAGUGCUCAAAGUUUUACUUCCCAAGGGGUCCUAGGUCUGACUGAGGAUCUGAACCCCUCAUUUCUAUUCCUUAUGGGAAAGAUUCAAACAUAUUGAUGAUCUAAUCAAUAAAGAUUGUCUGGGGGACAGUGGAAUUCAACUUCCCAGUGAGACAUCAGCAAUGUCUUAAAGUGAGAUGGGAAAUGGAAGAGAGAAUAGCUUUACUUGGGAGGUUAAUUUUAUUCUAUAAUAGAUAAGAAUGUGAUAUCACUAGAGUAAUCAAUUUCUUGUUGUGCAUAUAGAAAUUUGCUACAUCUGAAAUACAUUUACCCAGCAUCCUUUUAAGCUGCAUCCUCAUUUUAUAUACAGAGGCUUGCAAGACAAAUUUGACUGAGAUUCAUGCUGCAGGACUCUUUUGGAUCUUGGGUUUUUCUGUAAAGCACAACAGGUGUGGGUCUCUGGCUCUGAGCUCGCUCACUUGGCUGAAUUAACUUCACUUUAUCCUAUAUAAUAAAUACUUUGAGUAUUUAUUCAUUUUAAUCUCACAUUAGUCAAUCUCUACUAUAGAGGAUAGGCAGUGAUUAUAAUGUAUGAUUUGUUAAAAAUUAAAUUGUUUGUAUUUUUCUUUCCUAUUUCCAGACAUUCUUUUUAUAAACUUUCUUCAUAUAAGCAAAUAGACAUUUUCUAAAAAUUCAAUUUUGUAAAAAAGCCAGAUCUGACUUUUUUUUUUGAAAUGUCUCCAAAUUUCAAAUAGCAAAUAUCCCCUGAAAACUUAUUAUGUUCAGGUAUUUUGAUUAAGUAGCUAAACUUUAUAUUGGUUAAAAUGGAGUAUUCAGGAUCUGAAGUUAGAGGACUAUGGAUUAAAGGGAUUAUCAUUUAUUGCCUAUGUGACCGUAGGCAAAUCACUCAAUAUUUUGUCCUCAAUUUCCACAUUCAUAAGAAGAGAGGGAUAAAUUAGAUGUCCUCUCAUAUCCCUUCCAACACUAAACUUAUAAACUCCAAAUUAUAUAUCUAUUAAUUUCCUAUCAUAAUAGUCGAGACUAUGGACUUAAAAUGACAAUCCUCUUCUAUUUUUUAUUUUCUUUUUUCUCACUGGUUAUAGUAUCUAUUUUUAAAAUUACAUAUAAAACAAUUUUAACAUUUGUUUUCUAAUAUUUUGAGUUUCAAAUUCUUUCUUUACCCUUUCCUUUCCUUGAGGCAGUAAGCAAUUUGAUAUUGCUUUUACAUGUGGUAUCAUGCAAAACAUAUUCCUAUAUUUGUCAUAUUGUAGGAGACAUAAUGAAAAUGAAGUGAAAAUGAUAUGCUUUUACCUGCAUUCAGACUCCUUCAGUACAUUCUCUGGAGGCAGAUAGCAUUUUUAAUUAUCCUUUGGAUUGUUCUGAAGCACCAUAUUAUUGAGAAUUGCUAAAGCAUUCAGUUUUUCAUCAUCCAGUAUUGCCUUUACAGUACACAGUAAGAGCAGUGUUCUGCUGGUUCUACUCACUUCACUCUACAUAAGUUCCAUGUAAGACUUUCCAGGAUUUUUUCUGAAAUCUUCCUGAUCAUCAUUUAUUAUAGCACAAAAAUAUUCCAUUAUAAUGAUAUCAACACCCUGUUGAGCCAUUCCUCAAUUGAUGAACAUCUCCUCAGUUUCCAAGUUUUUGCUACCACAAACAAAGCUAAUAUAAAUGUUUUUGCACAAAUAUAUUCUUUUCCCUUUUAAAAAUUUGAUUUGAUUUGAUUGAUUUCCCCCUUUUUUUGGAAAUCUUUGGGAUACAGGCCUAGUAGUGGCAUUGCUGGAUUAAAAGGUUUGCACUGAACACUUUUAUAACAUUUUGGGCAUAGUUCCAAACUCCAUCAAGAGUAUAUUUGUGUAUCAAUUUUCCCACAUCCCCUCCAAUAUUUGUCAUUUUGCUUUCUUGUCACAUUAGUUAAUCUGGUAGAUGUCAGGUGGUACAUCAGAGUUGUUUUAAUUUGCAUUUCUUUAAUCAAAAUUGAUUUGGAGCAUUUUUUUCAUAUUGCUAUGAAUAGUUUUCAUUUCUUCAUAUGAAAAUUGCAUAUCCACUGACUAUUUAGAAACUGGCAAAUGACUUGUACUCUUAUCAAUUUGACUCUGUUCCCAAAUUAUUUGUUAAAUGAGGCCUUUUUCAGAGACACAAUGCAAUUUCCCCAAGUUUCUUUUCCUUCUCAUCUUGGUUGCAUUUGUUUUGUUUGUACAAAGUCUUUUUAAUGUAAUAUAAUCAAAAUUAUUCAUUUUCUCUUUUGUAACAAUGUCUACCUCUUGUCUGGCCAUAAAUUCCUCCAUUAUCCAGAGAUCUGACAGGUAAACUAUUCCAUACUCCCCUAAUUUGUUUAUGGUAGUACUCUUUAUGUCUAAUUAAUGUACCCAUUUUGACCGUAUCUUGGUAUACUGUGUGAGAGGUUGGUCUAUGUACUUUCUAGCACAUUUUUUUCCAAUUUUCUGAGAAGUUUUUGUCAAAUAAUGAGUUCUUGUCUCCAAAGCUUGACUCUUUGGGUUUAUCAAACACUAGAUUAUUUUGCUCAUUUUCCACUUGAUUCACUACUCUAUUAUUUAGCCAGUUCCAGAUUGUUUUGACUGUUAAUUUAUAGUACAGUUUAUGAUCUGAUGUAGCUAGGCUUCUUUUUCUUUUUUUAAAACAACUUCCUAAUUUUCCAUAUCUUGGAGUCAAAUCUAUCGAUGAAAUAUCGUAUGUAUUGACUUCACUGACAAUCAGACUUUGCUUAUAUUAUCCAGCCAUCCAUUUAUUUGUUUAAAAAACUCACAUUUAAAUACUCUACUUAUAAACAUCCAAAGAGGUGGGUAGCAUAAGUAAUAUCUUUAUUUUAUACACAAUGGAAUCUGAGGUUAAUGACUUACCCAUAGUCACAUAUACUUAAUUCCCCAUCUUUUGAUUUGAAGACCAGUGUUCAGUUUACUAUGCUUCACUUACAUAGCUAAAGUUACACAGGUGGCAAAUGUUAGAAUUUUAGACAACAAUUAUUGUAUAAAUCACAUUCAUUGAAGUUCCCCAUUAGAUAAAAAUGUGCAAAAGGAUCUAAGCUCUAGUUGUCAAAGGAAGAAAUUCAAGCUAUUUGGUAGCUAUAAGAAAAGAGUCUAAAUUAUUAAUAAUUAGAGAAAUACAAAUGAAAACAUAUCUAAAAUACUACCUCAUACUUAUUAUAUUGGCAAAAAUCACACACAAAAAGGAAAAUUUACAAUUUUGGAGAUACUUCAGGAAGGUAAGCACACUCAGCUGAUGAUAAACUUAUGAACUGGUCCCUGUAUUUGGUAAAGCAAUUUGGAAAAAAAAAUAAAGCAUUAUACUCACUGA